UGGAAAAUUCUGCACUAACACUUAAAACACAGGCGAAGACUUUGACGAGAAACCGCGUUUUUUGGAUCCUUUGUUUCGAACGGGAUUCCUAGUCAUUUAAUCAUUAUCCAAAUAUAAAAUAGUGUAAGGAUAAAUUUUGGUUGUCUCUCGUUUUCCCUAUCUUGCCAAAAGAGAACAAGCACCUGCAAUUCUGGGAUGGCGGAGUCUAGUGUGCUACCUCUCCAAGGUGAUUCCUUAUUGAUAACACUACUGUUAAUGUUCUUGCUUAUCGUAAGUAGCAGCAGUCAAAACUGUGGGUUUCAACAACCGCCUAUUAGAUUUCCCUUCCAACUCGUUCACGGGAUGAAAAAUGCAUGUAACUCUCCUGGUUUGUGUGUAUAUUGUAGUGAAAAUAAUGAGACCAUGCUUGUUCACCCUACACUGAAACUCCGUGUGACAUACAUAAACUACCAAUCUCAGAUUAUUUACUUGGAAGAUCCAGAAAAUUGCCUUCCGCAGAAAUUUCUAAACCUCAACAAUUUUACUAUUCCGCCUUACGAAUUUGAUUCAUCCGAUGGACGACUAACAUACUACUUGAAUUUCUUCGAUUGUUCUUCACUUGGGCUUCCACACCUCAGAAACAGGGACCAGAUAUCCACUAGUUCGCAAGACAUGAUUCGUUGUCCGACUUACGUUUCUAACUCUUACGAAAGCGUCCUUGAAUUGGACCUAACAUCUUGUUCCAAGAUGUCCAACAUCUUUUCGCAGGUAUCGGCAUCUGUCCUGCGGGUGAAUCAGUUGAAUUUGAAAUGGUCUAAACCAAAUUGUGGUGAGUGCGAAGCAAAAGGCAAAAGAUGUCAAUGGAAGAACAACAGCACAACGGAAAUCGAAUGUGUAUCCAGUCCCAAACGAAGAAUUCACAUUUCCAAACAGUCUAUUUUCAUUGCUACAGGUUCUAUUGUUUUGGGGCUGGUGGUUAUUGCAGUGUUUAAGAUGGUCCACCACUUUAGAAAGAAAGAAGAAGACCAAGCUAGAGUGGAUAAGUUUCUGGAGGAUUACAGGGCAGACAAGCCUGCAAGAUUUACCUAUGCUGAUGUAAAAAGAAUCACUGGUGGUUUUAAAGAAAAGUUAGGGGAAGGAGCUCAUGGAGCUGUGUUCAGAGGAAAACUUUCAAAUGAGAUUCUCGUGGCUGUGAAGAUCCUCAAUAAUACAGAGGGAGAUGGGAACGAUUUCAUCAAUGAAGUUGGAAUUAUGGGAAAAAUCCACCACAUCAACGUGGUUCGUUUGCUUGGUUUUUGUGCAGAGGGACUCCAUCGUGCUCUUGUCUACAAUCUGUUUCCAAACGGUUCGCUACAAAGCUUCAUAUUUCCACCGGAGGACAAUGACCAUUUUCUUGGCUGGGAGAAGCUGCAGCACAUUGCUCUUGGCAUAGCUAAAGGGAUUGAGUAUCUUCAUCAAGGUUGUGACCGUCCCAUUAUUCACUUUGACAUCAACCCUCACAAUGUGUUACUCGAUGAAAACUUCACCCCCAAAAUUUCUGACUUUGGUUUAGCCAAAUUGUGUUCAAAGAAUCCAAGUUUGGUGUCCAUGACAGCAGCAAGGGGGACCUUGGGAUACAUUGCGCCAGAAGUUUUUUCCAGAAACUUUGGAAAUGUGUCUUACAAAUCUGAUAUAUACAGUUAUGGAAUGUUGUUGUUGGAAAUGGUUGGAGGAAGGAAGAAUGUGGACAUAUCUUCAGCACAAAAUUUUAAUGUUCUGUACCCGGAUUGGAUCCAUAACCUGGUUGAUGGAGAUAUCCAUAUCCAUGUUGAGGAUGAAGGUGAAGUUAACAUUGCAAAGAAACUAGCAAUUGUUGGACUUUGGUGCAUUCAGUGGCAGCCAGUGAACAGACCAUCCAUAAAAUCUGUCAUACAGAUGUUAGAAAGUGCAGAGGAAAACCAGUUAACUGUUCCUCCUAACCCAUUUCACUCAACGUCUUCCACUUCUACUGGUAGACUCAUUUCAACAAGACGUCCUAUGGAGUUGGAUGUGAUUCAAGAAUGAGGGAAUAACAACUUUUACCCUCACAAUUUUAUUGAUGUAUUCGUAGUGGAAGAAAAUAGUAUAUUAAUUUGUAGAACAAAAGAAUAUGUACUUUAUGUAAUAUGAUUACAUUCAAACAGUAGUAUUUAAAUCCCUUUUUGUUGUUUUC
Messenger RNA from Vigna unguiculata (cowpea), 2170 nucleotides. RefSeq names its product rust resistance kinase Lr10-like. Gene Ontology annotation, biological process: protein phosphorylation. NCBI's taxonomy places the organism in Eukaryota, Viridiplantae, Streptophyta, Magnoliopsida, Fabales, Fabaceae. Gene Ontology annotation, molecular function: protein kinase activity; ATP binding; polysaccharide binding. The record is from RefSeq and is a predicted model, not a curated record.